Zingiber officinale is the source of this 3498-nucleotide messenger RNA. Its product is annotated as villin-3-like. Gene Ontology annotation, biological process: actin filament severing; cytoskeleton organization. Lineage: Eukaryota; Viridiplantae; Streptophyta; Magnoliopsida; Zingiberales; Zingiberaceae. The record is from RefSeq and is a predicted model, not a curated record. The transcript has 23 exons. Gene Ontology annotation, molecular function: actin filament binding. Bases 223 to 3114 code for a protein of 963 amino acids.
CAAACUCCACUGGUGAUAAUCUCGCAGGACACCAUCGCUCGCCUUCUCUCCUCUACCGACCUUUCUCGUCUCGCUUCGUCGCCGCGAUCGAUCGUUCGAUCGACUAGUCUUCGUCGUCUUCCUGCGUCCCUCUGCCUGAAUUCGGACCAACCGCCGCGGGAUUUGAACUGCAUCGGAAUUUGCCUCUCGUAGCUGAAAACAUCGAAACUUAAUCCUUCAAGGAUGGCAGUGUCAUUGAAAGAUGUGGAUCCAGCUUUUCAAGGAGCUGGGCAAAAGGCUGGACUAGAGAUAUGGAGGAUAGAAAAUUUUUGCCCAGUCCUUAUGGAAAGCUCCUCUCAUGGAAAAUUUUUCACUGGAGAUUCAUAUGUGAUUUUGAAGACAACUGCACUUAAAAAUGGUUCUCUUCAACAUGAUAUUCACUAUUGGCUUGGUAAAGACACUAGCCAGGAUGAAGCUGGGACUGCUGCAAUCAAAACAAUUGAGCUUGAUGCAGCUCUUGGAGGACGUGCUGUUCAAUAUCGUGAAGUACAAGGUCAUGAGACUGAGAAAUUCCUUUCUUAUUUUAGACCAUGUAUAAUACCACAGCAAGGAGGAAUUUCGUCUGGGUUUAAGCAUACAGAGAUCAAUGCACAUGAGCAUGUGACACGCUUAUUUGUUUGCAGUGGAAAGCAUGUUGUUAAUGUCAAGGAGGUGCCUUUUGCUCGGUCAUCUCUCAAUCAUGAUGACAUAUUCAUCCUGGAUACUACGUCCAAGAUAUUCCAGUUUAAUGGAUCAAAUUCUUCAAUUCAAGAAAGGGCUAAGGCUCUUGAAGUUGUGCAAUACCUCAAAGAUACUUACCAUGAAGGGAAGUGUGAGGUGGCAGCUGUUGAGGAUGGGAAGAUGAUGGCUGAUGCUGAUGCUGGAGAAUUUUGGGGUUAUUUUGGAGGUUUUGCUCCCCUACCCAGGAAAGUAGCUUCUGAAGGUGAUAGGAAGGCAUACUCCUCUUAUAUGAAGUUAUUAUGUGUUGACAAAGGACAAACUUCACCUGUUGAAGCUGAAUCAUUGACAAGGAAAUUGUUAGACACUUAUAAGUGUUACUUGUUAGAUUGUGGCGCUGAAAUAUAUUUGUGGAUGGGCCGAAGUACAUCCCUUGCACAAAGGAAAGCUGCUAGUUCUGCAGCUGAUGAAUUACUACUUGAACCUCCCAGGCCACAUGCAUGUGUGAUUCGGAUCAUUGAGGGAUUCGAGACAGUAACAUUUCGAUCAAAGUUUGACCAAUGGCCACAGAAAAAUGAUGCGGUUGUGUCUGAGGAGAGUCGGGGUAAAGUUGCAGCAUUUCUUAAGCGACAAGGACUAAAUGUGAAGGGUCUUGACAAAGCUUCUCCUGUUCACGAUGAACCUCAGCCAUACAUCGAUUGCACUGGCAAUUUACAAGUUUGGCGCAUAAAUGGUAAGGACAAGAAUCUUCUUUCAUCGUCGGAUCAGUGUAAAUUCUUCAGUGGGGAUUGCUAUAUUUUCCAGUAUGCUUAUCCUGGUGAAAUCAAAGAUGAAAAUCUUAUUGGUACUUGGUUAGGAAAAAAGAGCAAUGAGGAGGAGAGAACUUCAGCGAUCUCACUUGCUAACAAAUUGGUUGAAAAUUUGAAGUCACAGGCUGUUCUGGCUCGAUUUUAUGAAGGAAAGGAGCCUAUACAAUUCUUCUCUAUUUUCCAGCACUUAAUAGUUUUCAAGGGUGGGGUUAGUUCUGGAUACAAGAACUUUGUUGAGGAAAAUAGCUUUGUUGAUGAUACAUAUUCAGAGGAAGGCAUCGCACUUUUCCGGGUACAAGGAUCCGGGCCAGAAAAUAUGCAAGCAAUUCAAGUUGAACCAGUGGCUUCAUCUUUGAAUUCGUCUUAUUGUUACAUACUGCACAGUGGAAAUACUGUUUUCACAUGGUCCGGAAGCCUGACUACAUCUGUGGAUCAGGAGUUAGUUGAGAGACUGCUUGAUCUAAUUAAGCCAAAUGUGCAGCCCAAAACACAAAAGGAGGGAACGGAAAUUGAUCAAUUUUGGAGUAUACUUGGAGGAAAAUCUGAAUUUCCUAGUCAGAAGAUUGGAAAAGAACCAGAAAAUGAUCCUCACCUGUUCUCAUGUUCAUUCCUAAAAGGUAACCUGAAGGUUACUGAGAUUUUCAACUUCACCCAAGAUGAUUUGAUGACUGAAGAUAUGUUCAUUCUGGAUUGUCAUUCGGACAUAUAUGUUUGGGUUGGUCAGCACCUGGACCCUAAACUCCGGCAGCAAGCUUUAAGCAUUGCAGAAACAUUUAUAGAAAAAGAUUUUCUUAUGGAAAAUCUCUCACGAGAACUACCACUAUCUAUAAUUGUGGAAGGAUGUGAACCACCGUUUUUCACUCGCUUCUUCAACUGGGACUAUGCAAAAUCAGCAAUUCAUGGUAAUUCAUUUCAAAGGAAGCUGACAGUUGUAAAGAAUGGGGCUACAUUAUCAGAAAAACCCAAGCGUCGCACUCCAACAUCCCAUAUAGGGAGGUCCACUGUUCCUGACAAAUCUCAGCGCUCCUCAAGAAGCAUGUCCUUCAGCCCAGAACGUGUACGUGUUAGAGGAAGAUCUCCUGCUUUCAAUGCACUUGCUGCCAACUUUGAGAAUCCAAAUUCUAGGAAUCUUUCAACUCCUCCAGCUCAAAGAAAACCUUCUCCAAAACCAGUGUUACUGGAUUCUGCAAAAGUGGCACCAAAAUCAUCUGCAAUUUCUAGCAUAUCUGCUUCUUUUGAACGCCCAAAAGAAACAAUGAUACCAAAGUCGAUAAUCCCCAAAUCAUUGAAAGUGAGCCCUGAGAACAACAAACCAAAACUGGAGGUAAAUGCCAAGGGAAGCAUCACCCCGUUGAGCAGCAAAAUUGAUACUCCCACAAAAGAUGCAAAGGAAAGUGAAGCUGAAAAUGAAGUAGGGCUGCUCAUUUUCCCCUACGAACGCCUGAAGACUACUUCUGCUGACCCUGCUAAAGAUAUCGAUGUGACCAAGAGAGAGACGUACUUAUCUUCCGUGGAGUUUAAAGAAAAGUUCGGUAUGACAAAAGAAAGUUUCUACAACUUGGCCAAGUGGAAGCAAAACAGACUCAAAAUAGCGCUUCAGCUCUUCUGAGGCCUACAAGCAGUAACCUCGGGGGACAAAGACUUACUUUUAUUUACAGUCUCAGUUAAGAUUCAAACUCAUCCCUUCAAUUACCAUCAAGUUGAUGAUCAUCUGGCGCAGAGGGGAUCCAACUUCUUUGUGUUUCCCCCAAAUUCUAUCUGUAGCUUAUUCUUUUAAAGAUUACAGCUUGAUUGUGAGCUUUCUGUCUUUAUUGCUUCGCUGUAUUUGUUUCCAAAGGCAAAAACAUGUUUUCCAAACGGAAGAUUGUUUUAGUAUUGUACAAUCGAGGAGGAAGGAAUUUUGUAAAGCCGAGUGUAAAAGCAUAAUUACUUAGUUAUUGUAGGAAUUUGCACGCACUAGUGAAUUUAUAUUGUUUGGUAAUGUUUAUGGAGC